This is a messenger RNA of Eublepharis macularius, 2276 nucleotides long. It is a transcript of the gene PRELID3B, whose product is annotated as PRELI domain containing 3B. Gene Ontology annotation, cellular component: mitochondrial intermembrane space. Bases 159 to 743 code for a protein of 194 amino acids. The record is from RefSeq and is a predicted model, not a curated record. Lineage: Eukaryota; Metazoa; Chordata; Lepidosauria; Squamata; Eublepharidae. Gene Ontology annotation, biological process: phospholipid transport. Gene Ontology annotation, molecular function: phosphatidic acid transfer activity. The transcript is spliced from 6 exons.
CUCCCUUCGACGCCUCGUCGUUUCCCUCCCUCUCUCGCCGCUCCGCUUCCUUUUCGCUCCUCGGAAGAGGGUGCCGUGAGGGGGCAGAUUCACGACGAGGGAGAGGAGGGGAAUAGGAAGAGCCGGGCCGGCGGCGUCGCUCUAACUCACGACCCAGAAUGAAGAUUUGGACCUCGGAGCACAUCUUUGAUCAUCCCUGGGAAACAGUCACCACUGCUGCUAUGCAGAAAUAUCCCAAUCCUAUGAAUCCCAGUGUGGUUGGAGUUGAUGUCCUAAAUAGGCACAUAGAUCCCAAUGGAAAAUUGCAUAGUCACAGAUUGCUCAGUACAGAAUGGGGAAUGCCAUCAAUUGUCAAAUCGCUUAUUGGUGCUUGUAGAACAAAAACUUAUGUAGAAGAACACUCCAUAGUUGAUCCAAUGAAGAAAGUAAUGGAGCUCAAGUCUACUAAUAUUUCAUUUACAAAUCUGGUGUCAGUGGAUGAGAGGCUAAUAUAUAAACCACAUCCUCAAGAACCAGAAAAAACCAUUUUGACGCAAGAGGCAACAAUUUGUGUGAAAGGGGUUAGUGUCAGCAGUUACCUAGAAGGGCUAAUGGAGAACACCAUAUCUUCUAAUGCUAAAAAAGGCCGUGAAGCGUUGGAAUGGGUGAUCAACAAGCUGAAUGCUGAAAUAGAGGAAUUCACUGCUUCAGCAAGAGGAAACAUGAGGUCACCCAUGGCAGCGGCAGCCUUUGUGGAGAAAUAAUAUAGAGCUACACAUGUAUACGUCAGUGAUUAGGCCUGAAUGUCUGAAACAAACAGUUGCGCACUUCUUCCAAGCUGGAAAUAUUUAUUCUUCUAUUUAAAAAAGGAAAUCUGUAUAUUAGAUUUUUAAAUUAAACUUGGAGAGAAGUUGCAUACAUCUGUAAAAUGAAGGUAAUACACAUGCCUAUGAGUUCAGUGGGACUGAGUAUUCAACGGAAGAUUAUCCAGAUGUUCAAGAUCAAAGGAGUCUUGUCAUGCUGGAACUGAGCGUCCAGCCUACAGGAGUCCUCCAACAGGGCAAGAUGUAGAAGACUGACAGUAAUUCCUCCUUUGAUAGAAUUCAGGUUUACCUGGACUCUGUUACUUUUGGGGCCAUUCCAAGAAUUUUUAUUCUGGACUCAGAAUAAUCUACUUGGUUUUAAGGCAGCUAGUGAUAGGUCUUGGUUUGGAAGAACAAUGUUUAUUACUUGAAAUACGCUUCUUUAUACAAAAGUUCUUUUUUUUGUAUGUUGCUUUCAUUGUUACGUUUACUAACAUGAAAAGGUGGUACUUAAGCAAUACUUGUCAUAUCUUUGAAUAAGAAAUAAGUUGAUGCUUUGUAAUUUCAAAAGAUUAUCAGCUAACGUUGUGUGUUUUUUCUGGAAACAGCUGCAUGUUAUAUAGCUAGGAGAGAAACUUGGCUCAGGUCUUUGGUCCACAGUAUCAGUUUUCAUAUAAAAAUUUCAACUCUGAGGCAUACAUGUACUAUGACAUUGUUAAAUUAGUUUCAUAAUCAUGACUCUCAUGUUUGCUUAUCAAAAUAGUGCAGGCAAUUCAAAUGUCUUAAAGAGUACUUGGUGUUUUGUUUUUUGUUACCUACUUUAGGAGGAGGGGUUAGUCUAGUAAUCUACAGUGCUGUUUACAUCUUUCUAAGCCUCUUGACUUCAGUGGACUAAGAAAGGUGUAAUUCUUAGCAUUAUGUUAGUAUUGUUGAGUUCUGUAGGUAAAUGGUUAGUGUCAACACACCCACACACACACACCAUCUUUCACAGGACAACAUUUGUUAAAGCAUUUGGGAACAGAAUGCAGAAUAUGAUUGGUAUUUAGUUUAACGUGGGAGGAAAAUAGCGGUGGAGCAAGGCUUUAUUCAUUGAAUGAUAAAUAUAGUGGCAUAAUAAAUUUAACUAAAAUGGGAGUCUGUGAGUAGAAGCAUAUUAUCUUCCAGAAGAUAUUAACCACUAGCAGCAUCUAAUGGGAAAAUUUAUGAGCUGGAAAUCUGUUUUGAAAUCUCUAAUUUACCAGAUUAAUCUGUUAAUGUUUGGAAAUGGGAAUGCAUGCAGUGUUCUGUGCCCCUUUAGCUCCAGUUCUGUACUGAUAUGAGUGGGCAAAAUCUGUGGAUUAUCCCUAAAAUUGUGUUUACUAAUACAUAUUUAAAAUUUAAAUAUUUUUCUACUUAGGUUUUAGUUAGUCUUUACAAUUGCAUUUGUAAACCCAAUACAUGUUUUUUACACAUGAAAAUUAACUUAAUUAAAAUGUCAGUAAUGGUGUUUGCUAA